AUGUCCGCCUUACUCGUUGCUACAGCGCUACUUCUUCCAAACGCCCUCGCCCAUCCUGCAUCCUCGCACACCAAAUGGCCAUCUCCCAAACAACUGCAACCCUCCGCGAACGCCGUAUCACCAAGACGACACUAUCUUGGCUCGAACUUUCAAGUGCCUGUCAGUGUGUCUGAAAGCGACCAGAAUGAUAGUAGCGACCCAGUGGCGCGCGCUAAGCUCGCUAUCCCAGGCCUACAGACAUGGUACAACGACACCACUGGGCUCUGGGAGUCCACAGGAUGGUGGAAUGGGGCCAACAUUGUCACUAUCUUUGGCGACUACGCAAAAGCAUUUCCUUCGGAUGCCACGCAACAAGAAAUGUCGAGGUCCAUAUUCUCCAUUGCCUUUAAAGAUGCGCCAGUAAAGAAUCCUACGCCCGGUGCCGAAAAACUACAAACAAGCACCGCGAACACUCAAAAUACCGGAUCUGAACAAGGUUUUAUCGGAAACACGGCAUCUGCAGGUGUGCCACCCAUAGGGGACCGUUAUUUCAAGUACCUGGAUCCGAACACCUUUGAGCCCCAUAGUGUGCUCCCACCAUCAUGGAACAAGGAGAGCACGAACGUCGCCCGGGCAAAUACUAAACGCGCUACUGGAAACGCAAAUGACUGGCUUGAUGGUUUUUAUGACGACGACCUCUGGUGGGCGCUGGCCUGGAUCAACGCAUAUGAUGUUACGCAGCAAACCGAGUAUCUCAAUCUUGCCGAGGGCAUCUUUCUUGCGGUAGCGAAGACUUGGGGUACAAACUGUUCGAACGGCGGCAUAUACUGGAGCAUUCAGAAAGACUAUGUCAACGCCAUUGCCAACGAGCUCUUUUUCAGCACAGCAGCACACCUAGCCAACCGUGCUAGUUCGAAACAGCAGUACGUGGACUGGGCCAACAAGAGCCUCAACUGGUUUCUCGCAAGCGGCAUGCUGAACAGCAAUGGAAACAUCAACGAUGGCUUGACCAACAAGUGCGAGAACAACGGCCAGACCGUCUGGUCCUACAACCAAGGUGUGAUCCUCGGUGGCCUCGUCGAACUCGGGCGCGCCGACCCGGCCUCCAACACCAAUCACAUUACGCAGGCAAACAUGAUUGCCAAGGCUGCUAUUACCAAGCUUGCUGACUCCAACGGUGUUAUCCACGAUGCCUGCGAGCCAAACUGUGGUGCCGAUGGCGCGCAGUUCAAAGGCAUCUUUAUGCGUAAUCUUGCGCAGCUCAAUGCCGUCGCUCCAGAUCCAGCUUACGUGAAAGCUUUUAGCACCAACGCUCAGUCUGUCUGGGCAAAUGACAGAAAGGUACAAGGGGGCUCGUCGUUUUUCAGUGUUCACUGGGCCGGACCAUUUGUGGAUCCUGUCAAUGCUGCAAUGCAGAGUAGUGCUAUGGAGGCACUUCUUGGUGCAGCUGUUACGAAGUAAUUCAACCGAACGAAUGUUUAUUUC
Exserohilum turcica Et28A is the source of this 1464-nucleotide messenger RNA. Its product is annotated as glycoside hydrolase family 76 protein. The record is from RefSeq and is a predicted model, not a curated record. The transcript has 2 exons. The coding region runs from base 1 to 1440 and encodes 479 amino acids. Gene Ontology annotation, biological process: carbohydrate metabolic process. NCBI's taxonomy places the organism in Eukaryota, Fungi, Ascomycota, Dothideomycetes, Pleosporales, Pleosporaceae.